Messenger RNA from Manihot esculenta (cassava), 1100 nucleotides. RefSeq names its product transcription factor bHLH162. Gene Ontology annotation, cellular component: RNA polymerase II transcription regulator complex. Gene Ontology annotation, molecular function: DNA-binding transcription factor activity, RNA polymerase II-specific; protein dimerization activity; RNA polymerase II transcription regulatory region sequence-specific DNA binding. Gene Ontology annotation, biological process: regulation of transcription by RNA polymerase II. Bases 302 to 841 code for a protein of 179 amino acids. The transcript has 3 exons. The record is from RefSeq and is a predicted model, not a curated record. NCBI's taxonomy places the organism in Eukaryota, Viridiplantae, Streptophyta, Magnoliopsida, Malpighiales, Euphorbiaceae.
UAAUCUUUGACAGUAGACUGUAUAUGUUUUCUGGGUCAUGCUCUAUCUUUCUCUCCCUCCCUCUAUAUAAAUAUGUCUGCGUAGAAGAACCCACUUUCACUUUGAACUCUUAAAGCAAUUCCAAACCUGUUUUGCUCUCCUUUCCUCUCUCUCUCUCUCUCCUUCUAAACUUCUUUUUUUUUGCAUGUUUUCUUCUGUUAAUUAGUAUUUCAAGUCUUUAAUUUCUUGCGUUAAUCUGGGUGUGAAACAUACCGUUGUGUGAAAGGAAGAAAACGAAGAACGUUUCUGACAGCACAGGAAGAUGAAGAAAAGCAUCAGUGAGUCAUCGAGACCUGAUCGAAAGACUGUAGAGAGGAAUCGAAGAAUUCACAUGAAGGGUUUAUGCUUCAAACUGGCUUCUCUCAUCCCUUCUCAUCACUUUAAACAUUCUAAGGACAUGCUAUCUCAGCAAGGUCAACUAGACCACGCUGCGGCUUACAUAAAGCACCUGAAAGAAAGAAUAGAGAAAUUAAAGAAGAUAAAGGAACAGGCAAUGGUGAUCUCAGGAGCUAAUAAUAAUAAAAUAAUGAUGGGAUUGAGAUUGCCAAUUGUUGAACUUCGAGACUUGGGUUCAAGCAUAGAAGUGGUUUUGAUUAGUGGGUUGAAGAAGAACUUCAUGAUGUACGAAGUUAUUACCAUUAUUGAAGAAGAAGGAGCUGAGGUUGUCAGCGUCAGCUUUUCAACAGUGGGUGAUAAAGUGUUCCAUACAAUCCAUGCUCAGGUCAAAAUCUGUAGAGUUGGUGUGGAGACUUCAAGGGUAUGUCAGAGAUUGCAGGAAUUGAUUGACUGGAGUUGCAUAUGAAAUCUUUCAGAAUACAGAAACAUGAACAGCUCCCAAGAAUCAAGAUCUAAUCCAACUGUCCAAUACUUUUUUCCUCUCAGAAAACUGAGUAUUAAUCAGAGAAAUUUUAUGAUACAACCUUUAUAUAUUAAAUAUGGUGAAUCUGUUAUACAUAUAACAGUUGUAUUGUAAUUUCUCGUUCGCAAUAUUGUUAGUCUAAUGUAGGAAUAAUUUUCCUUGUUUAGUAUAUGUAAUUGGCACUUCAUGUUUUCCCCCUUCA